Messenger RNA from Verticillium dahliae VdLs.17, 3342 nucleotides. RefSeq names its product lovastatin nonaketide synthase. Gene Ontology annotation, biological process: secondary metabolite biosynthetic process; fatty acid biosynthetic process. Gene Ontology annotation, molecular function: fatty acid synthase activity. The transcript has 4 exons. The record is from RefSeq and is a predicted model, not a curated record. NCBI's taxonomy places the organism in Eukaryota, Fungi, Ascomycota, Sordariomycetes, Glomerellales, Plectosphaerellaceae. The coding region runs from base 1 to 3342 and encodes 1113 amino acids.
AUGCAAGACACCCGAUUUACAGCCCUGGUUUUACCUUGCGGUCAUCUCGAAGGCUGCGCUGGAUUAGCCGGCCUUCUUCGGGCAUCCCUCGCGGUCCAACACGGCGUCAUCCCACCCAACAUCCAUUUCGAUGCGCUAAACCCAGCCGUCAAACCUUUCUACACAAACCUCUGCGUGCCUACGUCGCCCCUGGCGUGGCCGGAUACCCAUGGUCAGCCUCGUCGCGCCAGCGUCAACAGCUUUGGCUUUGGCGGCACAAAUGCCCACACUAUUGUCGAAAGCUAUGACACUCCUACUGAGACUUUUCCGUCCUCGCAACAAACGGCCGCUGCCACAUUGGUAGCUAGGCAAGAAGCUGAUAAAUUCGGUCUCGUCGGCCCGUUUGUGUUUUUAGCCAGGAGUCGCACGUCACCUUCCCAGUCACUUCGACAAACCUCAGACCAUCUGCGCAUUAACCCGGCACUGGAUUUGGAUUCCUUGAGCAGCGUGCUGCAUUCAAAGCGAAGCGCUUUGACAUACAGAAUAGUGAUUCCGGCGACGACAAGUCGCCAGACACUACUAGACAGCCUGGAGGAACAUGUCAAACUCGCAUCAAGCGCACAAUCCAGUGAGUCGUUUGGCGUCAGGGCCUUGAAUGAGCCCGGUGCGACCAAGCAGCCAGGGAUCCUCGGUAUCUUCACAAAACAGGUGACGAAGGUAAUUAACGUGGAUUGGCUAUUACACGGUGCUCAAGCUGCCCAGAUGGGCCGACACUUGGUGCAACACUGCAAAACUUUCAGCCAGUCCAUUCAAAAAUGCGAGGUCGACUUGAAAUCACUUCCUGAAGGUCCUACUUGGUCAUUGAUUGAGGAACUGGUUGCGGAAGAGAAGGUUUCGCGUCUCUCGCAGGCCGUCAUCUCCCAACCUCUUUGCACGGCCCUUCAGAUUGCCCUUGUCGACCUCCUGAAAACAGUCGGCAUGGAGUUCGCUGCCGUUGUUGGCCACUCGUCUGGCGAGACCGGUGCUGCGUAUGCAGCUGGACUUCUGAGCCGAAGGCAUGCCAUGGGUAUCGCGUACUACCGCGGUCAAGUGGCCCAUCUGGCAAAGGGGCCGGGUGGGAAGGCGGGAGGCAUGAUAGCGGCAGCCUUGACCUUUCAAGAUGCUAAGUCGCUCUGCUCAGAGGCCCGAUUCAAGGGACGGGGACAAAUUCUCUUUCCUGGAGCCGGCUAUGUCAGUAUCGCCGUAGAGGCGUCCAAAGCCUUCGUCCAGGGCCGCCCCAUUAAACUGGUUGAGGCCAGAGAUAUGAAUAUACCCAAAGCACUGGUCAUCGGCGAGGACAAAGGAGUUGAAGUCGUCUUCACGAUGCGCAGCCAGACGCUUCACACAUCGGUGUCAGACGGCUCAAGCUUAGAAGCCGAGUUCGUUGCUUGUAGCUGCUCGUAUGAACGCGUUUUGGACAAGACGUGCGAUGCCCGUUUAUUCAUCCAUCUUGGUCCUACUGGAUCUGAAGAUUUGCCUGCAAAUCCUAUAUCACAGACCGAACUUACACCUCUGGACACCGACAGAUUUUAUCGAGCUGUUUCGGAGAUCGACCUUGGCUACGAUGGAGCGUUUCGCGCAUUGCAUUCCAUCAGUAGAUCUUGGGGUCAUGCCAAGGCAUCCGCUUCUUGGUCCAGCGAUGACAUCGCCAUUGGUUGCUCCCUACACCCUGCUGUUCUUGACGUUGCUUUCCAGGUCGGGCUAGGGACCUUUCUUUCCACCGCAGAGAAGUCAAUGAGAAGCCCCUUGCUCCCAGUUGGAAUUCGACGAGCCUUCAUCAAUCCCAACCAGAACUACGAGGACGAGCCCGGCUCAACGAAUAUCGAAAUUGAGGCCAUGAUGUCGACUGCAAAUGCUGGCGUUGUUGAGGUUGACAUCAGCUUAUGUGCUAAGAAAACCAACGAAACGCAGAGUUGCGGUAUUCAGAUCGAUGGCCUGAUACUCAAAGCGAUUGCCGAACCACAGCCGUCUGAAGACCGUAACCUGUUUGUCAAGACCAUCUGGGACGUUGACAGCGCCUACGGUCUUGCUGUCACACCGCCGACUCCAGCCAAUGAGGCUGCUUCCUCGACUGUGAUAGACGCGUGUGAGCGAAUCACUCUGUUUUACAUGCAAAACCUCAUUCGCGAGCUCUCCGCCCAGGACCUAAAGUCCGCAUCGUGGUACCACCAAGAGUUGUUCAGCUACAUACAUACCACGUUGUCCACAACUCGGGAGAAAAGGCAUGCGAUCCUGCGUGAAGGGUGGUUGGAUGACGACCGUGAGACCAUCCUAAAGCUUAUCGAUGAGCAUCCAGAGAGCGUCGACAUAGAGAUGCUGGUCGCAGUGGAAUUGCCGCACGGAAACAUGCAUUAUCUCGAUUUCGACCGGCCUGAGGCGUGGAACGCUGACGUGCUUGUGCGCCACGUUCUUCUAAUGGCCUUCACAUUGGCGUCGUCGACGACUACGCAAGAAAUGCUCUGGAGCGAAGAGCCAGAGGUCCUGGUCAAAGGCGAUGAGAUACUUGUGCCUCGUAUUGUGCCCGACCACGUUGCCAACGAGACACUUAACGCCAAGCGUCGGAAAAUAAGCAAACUUGUCACAACGGAGAGGAUCACCAUCGACUCUAGUGACCCCUCCUCGCAGCUACCACAGCUGCUCACUGGUGACAGCCUCUCGGUUCCUGAAAGGUAUACGGCGGUCGAUGUCAAGUUCUCGUUGGCGUUGCAAACUGGUGUCGAAAACCCAUGCUUCCUUUGUUUCGGUCGUGUACAAAGCUCAGGUCAGCUAGCAGAUGUCGGCGAGGUUCUCGUACUGUCUGCAAUCGAUUCUUCAACGGUCGUUGCCCCCACAGAAAGCCUUCUAGAGUGCUGCGACGCGCAAGCUAUCAAUGGUGAAAGCCUGGUGGGCACGGCAUCUGCCCUAAUUGCUUUGCAAGUGGUCCGCAGGGUUCCUCAGCACGGUACGACCCUUGUCUUCGGGGCUACAGUGGGCAUGGCCCACGCCAUCUCCGCUGUAGCAGCUGGAACAGGGCACAGCAUUCUGUUCGUCGCUGUCGACUCGGUUGACGAAAAGAACCGAGAAGACUGGAUCAUGUUGCAUCCUCGGGCCGCUGCUCGAGUCGCCCGAAGACUGAUCCCUAAGGACACAUCACUGGUCAUCAACUUGUCAAAGGAAAACCUCGAAACGAUUGUGGAAUUCCUGCCGUGUUUUGCGUCAUUCAGACCUAUGAUCCUAGAAGUCUUCUUCACGAACCUAGCAAGGAGGUCGCUGCUGUACUGGGCAAAGCGCAUGACACGUACCAUUCAUCAGCCAAAGAAGAAGCCAGCGAAUUAUCUGCCAUAA